AAAGAAAAUUAAAGAAUCGCCAUUUUACUUUUCAGUUUCCCUGAAAUUGUGUGUGUGUAAAUUUUAGCCGAAUUUUUAGCCGCACAAAAAGAUUUACAUCAAUUUUUGUGAAAAUAUUUCACAAAUUUAGUGAAUAUUUAAAGGAAACUAAGUGAAAAACGUGUGCUAGACAUUAAGUUGUUUAGUUUAUUAGUGCAACGAGUGCUAUGAAGUGAGUGCAAUUCGUCAAGGGAGUAACUAAGAAAAAAAUUGGCAGUGGCUCAUCGGUGUACUGUGCUCGUGCAAAAUGGAAAACGUCGUCGCCUUUAAUAAUGAGCUUUCCAGCCUCUAUGAUCAGAAACCGCCUAUUUCAAAGGCCAAAAUGGCCGCCAUCACUAAAUCAGCGAUGCGCGCCAUCAAAUUCUACAAGCACGUCGUACAGAGUGUCGAAAAAUUCAUACUCAAAUGUAAACCUGAAUACAAAGUUCCCGGCCUUUAUGUCAUAGAUUCGAUUGUGCGCCAGUCUCGACAUCAAUUUGGUCCCGAAAAGGAUGUAUUCGCACCGCGUUUCGCGCGCAACGUAAAGGAAACAUUUGCGAAUCUUUUUCGUUGUGCACCGGAUGAUAAAAGUCGCAUUAUACGCGUGCUUAAUUUAUGGCAAAAGAACAAUGUAUUUGCACCAGAAGUUAUACAGCCAAUUUUUGAUUUAGCCGAUCCAAGUCAUCCAAUUUACCAAUUACCACCAAGUGGUGGUACUGGUGGCGCUGGAAUGGGCGGAAGUAAUAUAAAUGAUCUUGCAUCGGGUGGUGCAAAUGGACUAAAUAUAUCGUCUACCUCUAUGGAUAUUAGUAUGAAUGCGACUGGAUCCAAUGAUGAUAAGCAUGGUGGCAUGCCUGAUUUAUCGUCAAUGAGUCAUGAAAAAGCGCAGAGUAUGCUUGACAAUAGUACAUUGCGACAGCUGGAACAUAUGCAACAAUAUCUCAAACGUCAUAGUGCAUCAGCAACAACAACUAGUGCCACAAAAUCUACGCGCGAAAUGCGUGAAUCGCGUGAUAUACGUGAAAUACGCGAGCCUCGAGAAUUACGUGAGUCAAGAGAACUGCGUGAGCCACGGGAAUUGCGUGAAAUACGCGAUGCUCGCGAUAUGCGUGAUUCGCGCUCCGAGCGUGAUGCACAUGAAUAUGCGCGCCUAAUCGAUAGCGGCGCUGGUGGCGGCAGUGGACGCAAUGCAAGUAACGUUGGAAAUGUUGGUGCUGGUAGCAGUGGCAUAUCCAAUAGUGGCAACAAAUCGCAACAUACUGAAUCCUAUUUGAAAUAUUCAAAAAGCACGCAUGAUGUUAUACUGGACGACGACGACGGUCUAGAUAACAACUCGCCGCAGCAUGCAUCCAAACUGAUCGAUAAUAAUAACUUACAACAACUGCUUAAUGAUCCAAAUGUCUUGCUGCAACUACAAACGUUGCAAAAUUUUCAAAAAAUGAAACAGCAAGAGGAACAAUACAAAAUGAACGAAAUGCGCAUGCAAGAAAAGGAGUUUGAGAAACAUUUACAAAAUGUCUUAAAGACGCAAGUUGGUGGGCAUGGCGUAUCCGCUGAUUCAAGUGAGUUCAACAAGGAAGUGGAAUUCGUAUCGGUGGAGCAAAAAAUUGAGGUUAUCAAUCUGGAUGGAAACGAUUCACGCAGCCCAUCGCCAACACACGAUCGUGAUCGCUACAAGUCCUCUCGUCGUCGCAGCAGCCGCAGCCGUAGUCGCUCUCGUUCGCGCGAUCGUGGACGUCGUCGGCGUUCACGUUCUCGUUCACGCAGUCGUUCACCACGCGGUUCAUACAGGCGUCGCACAUCGCGCGAUCGUGAUCGUGAUCGCAGCGAACGCAGCGUAAGGGAUAAGGAGAAGGAACGUGAACACGAGCGUGAGCGUCGCAGAAAAGGUCUGCCGGAUAUCAGGAAGGAGCAUUUAAGUGUUUGCAGUACCACACUUUGGGUGGGGCAUCUCUCAAAAUUGGUGUAUCAAGAGGAAUUAUCCGACACUUUCGGCGCCUAUGGCGAUAUCGUGAGCAUUGAUUUGAUUGUACCACGCGGUUGUGCAUUUAUAGUGAUGCAUAGGCGCCAGGAUGCACACAAGGCUAUGCAAAAUCUGAAGAAUCACAAGUUACAAGGCCGUGCUAUCACUAUCUCAUGGGCUGCGGGCAAAGGUGUUAAAAGCAAAGAAUGGAAGGACUUUUGGGACCUUGAAUUGGGUGUAACCUACAUCCCUUGGUCCAAAUUGGACAGCGAUACGGAUUUCGAUGCAUUGGAGGAGGGUGGCAUGUUCGAUGAGGAUUCUAUGCCCGGCUGGGUGAAGGAUAAAAUUAAUCAUAUGAAGAGUCUGAAAGAAAAAACCUCUGACAAUGCCGCCAAUAUGCCACCCGGCGUGCCUCCAGGUCAGGGAAAUGCUGGCUUAUUGUUCGGCAUCGAUACUACACAACCACCACCCGGGCCACCACCUACUGGCGGUCCACCACCAAAAAUGCCUAUGGUAGCAGUUCAAUUUCCAAUGGCUCCUCCAAUGGGUGGGCCGCCACGCAUGCUCGGUCCUAUGGGACCGAUGCCAUUAUCUGGCAUCCCAAUGCCACCGAAUAUGGUGCCCGGUAUGCCCCCGCCACACCCGAUGAUGAUGCAAACUGGCAUAAUGCCGCCAGCUUUUCCCCCUAUACCUGGACAGGUGGCUGGCGGUGGCGGACCGCCACCUGGUAUGGGACCACCAAUGGGUAUGCCACCACCUGGCCAGUAUCCACCUCCAGCGGCAAUGUCGUCCGGUGUACCGCCGCCAACCGUUGGCAACUUAUCGUCCAGCGACGAUCAAAUGGAUAUUGAAAUGGACGAGGAAGAUGGCCCGAGUUCUGCCAGUAUACCAGCAGCAGUUAAUACACCGUCGAUGAAUUUCAACCAGCCACCACCAAUGUUUGGCGGACCAGGUGGUGCGGAAAAUACCCCAGGUGACAUUUUCAGUCGUGAUCGAAGUCGUGAGCGCGGCGGACCUGGCGGUAACAGUCGUUGGGGUGGACGUAGUGGCGCCAACGACGAAGUCGAAUUAAUAGAAGCCGCAAAAAGAUGGCGGGAAAACGGUGGACAGUCGAAUUUCAAUGAGGCUGGCGGUAUGGGUGGACCACCCAAUUUCAGCGAUGGUGUUAUGGGAGGCCCACCGAACUUCAACGAGGGUGGUAUGACUGGUGGACCACCUAGUUUCAACGAAGCAGGCAUGGCUGGUGGACCGCCUAACUUUAAUGAGGGUGGUAGAGGCGGCCGCGGUGGUGGACCAAUGAAUAUGCCACCUGAUUUUAUGAAUGACUUUGAUGGUCGUGGAGGGCCACGCGGUGCCGGUGGACCACGUGGUGGCGGCAAUCAUAAUGGCGAUUUCUACCCCAACAUGCAGAAUCGCUUCAAUCAGCCAACAAGUCUCAUGCAAAUGCGUAUACCACCACCGAACGCGUUCAAUCAACGAAUGGGCGGACCCGGUGGGGGACCAAUGUUUAUGCGUGGCGGUCACGGAGGGCCGGGUGGUGGUCCUGGACAAGGGCAAGGCCCGGGAAGACAAGGUUUCUAUAAUCCACGCAAUCCAUUUGAUCGUGACAUGCCUGGUCGUGGUGGCAGAGGCGGUCGUGGAGGCCGUGGUGGUGGUGGUGGUCGCGGUGGCAUUGGCGGCCAUGGUGCGCCCGGUAACUGGAGCGACGAAGAGGGCGAGGAUGGCAAUGCGUUUAAGCGGCGUGGUGGUGCUGGUGCUAGUAGUGGGUCAGCUGGCGGUAGUAGCAAUCGUUUCCGUGAUCGAGAUGCAGCCGAAGAUUGGCAUGGACGCGGCGGACCUGGUGGCAACCGAAGAGGCGGCCCCGGCAGCAGUCGAGACCGUGCCGAACGUAGCGAUCAUCGUGACAAUGAACGCAGUGGUGAACGUGAACGUAGUGGCAACCGACGUAGCUCACGCGAUACAACACGCGAAGGUUCGAAUGCGCCAAACUCAAAAUCAAGCGCUAAACCUGAAGAUACUGAAGACGAUUGGGAUCUUGAGUUGGAGGAAUAUAAACCAGAUGGCACCUCGAAUGCGCCGGCUAAAACAACGUCAGCGUCGGAAAAUCCUACAGCAGCAAAGCAAGAUGCCGACAGCAGUAGAACAGCGAAAAACAAAGAGGAAAAUGUAGAGACCACAGCCAAGAAGCAUGCCGAAGAUGCGCAAAAAAGCGAACCCGUCACAACAAAAACGGCUGAUGAGCCAGUAGUGCCGGAAGCGAAAGAAGAAAAGUUACCAGUACAGCCAGAGAAGCAAACGGAACAAAAUGAGCCAAGUGAGAAACCACAAAUACAACCAGUAAAAGAAACGCCAGAACCGGCAAAACCAGAGCCACCUGCGCCAGCAGUUGAAACCGUAACGGAAACUACUGCAGCUGCAGCGCAAGAAACAACAGCCGCCGUUGAUGUACCGCCACCAGCCGCAACAGAAGCGGAAAAGCCAAGUGAAUGAACAGAAUUUCGAAGAAGAUUUAAUUUGAGUGAAUAGCGAGCGAACCAACUCAACUUACACGCAUAUUAAAUAUUAGCAAAGCAAUUUAUUAUUUUUAUUUUAUUAAACAUAAAACUAUAGAAAGUUACCUAAGAAUAGACAAAAAGAAGAUUUUGCUUAAUUUGUAAAAUAUGAGUGUAACAUUAUUAAUAUUAUACUUUCCACUACUUUGAAGUUGCCACUUCAAUAAGUACAUAAAGCAAAAAGAGAUUGACAUUAUUACAUUUAAUGUUUGACAAGGACACACGCUAGGGAAUUAAUUGAGUUGUAAGAAAUGCGCAUAUUAACGCAAAUUGCAUACAAGAAAGCGAAUACAAUGCGAUAGAGGCAAACAAGCAACAGCUGAUAUGUGUUAAAUAUUUUACUGUUUUACUUUACUGAUAGUAUUCUGCAAGCAGCGAGAAGCACAUUUAUCACAAAUUCAACUAAGAAGACAAACUUUAAAUUCCAUACGUACUAUAAUAGCCAAGUUAAUACAUUAAUGAUUUCUAUUUAAACUGUGGAAGCGUCCACAAGCCGACUAUGCUGUUAAUUGUGUUAAACAGAGAACGUUUUCAAUGCUUCGAAAGCUUGGCUUAGAAAGUAACUAUGUCAACAAGAUUGCGUAAUACAUUGAGUACACAGACUUUUUGUGCCGAAAACAACAACAAACAAAAUAAAUUAUAUCAAGGGAUUAACUCGUUGAACGUAUCAUGUUUCAAAAUGGUUGUCCCCAAAGUUGAGCCAACAAUCAAACAAAUCACUAACGCGUUUACGGUGAUUUGUUAUUGAAAUUCAUAAGAAAUUUAAGUUUCGAAACGUCAUUUAAAAGUCACAUACAAGUAUAUGAAUCAAAUUAAGAUUUAGUAUAUAAUCCAUUUAGAUUACUACAAAAUAUCGUAUAUGUAUAUGUAAUACGAAUAUCAUUUGAAGAAAUAAAUAUGCAAAUUGAAAUGUUCGUCUUCUGUAUCAUUCGCUGUUGAGAAAAAAUAUGGAACAUAACAGGCUACAAUAACAAACACAAAGCUGGCAAAAAAGAAAAAUCGACAG
Messenger RNA from Zeugodacus cucurbitae (melon fly), 5539 nucleotides. RefSeq names its product SR-related and CTD-associated factor 4 (gene Isha). The transcript has 10 exons. NCBI's taxonomy places the organism in Eukaryota, Metazoa, Arthropoda, Insecta, Diptera, Tephritidae. Bases 287 to 4471 code for a protein of 1394 amino acids. Gene Ontology annotation, molecular function: RNA binding. Gene Ontology annotation, cellular component: nucleus. The record is from RefSeq and is a predicted model, not a curated record.